AUGGCAUCUUCAUGGCAAUUGAAAGAUGUUGAGACUUUGGGUAUGAAGUACGAGACAAUCACUUUUACUUCAGAUUACUUCCCCGAGUUGAUGAAAAUGGCCGAGAAGCUAAUUAUCCAAGGAAAAGCCUAUGUUGAAGAGACUCCCUGAGAGCAAAUGGAGGGGGUUGAGUCGAAAUCUAGAAACCAGAGCAUAGAAGAAAAUCUUAAAUUGUGGGAGCAGAUGAUUGCAGGUACAGAGAAGGGUCUGCUCUGUUGCGUAUGAGGCAAACUGGAUAUGCAGGACCCCAAUAAUUCACUCAGAGAUCCAGUUUACAUGCGAUGCGAUCCAAUGCCGCAUCAUAGGAUUGGGACCAAGUACAAGGUCUACCCAACUUAUGAUUUUGCUUAUCCAUUUGUUGAUUCCAUUGAAGGAAUAACUCAUGCACUUCGGUCUAGUGAGUAUCAUGAUCGCAACGCUCAGUACCGUCAGAUUCAAGAGGAUAUGGGACUGAGAAAAGUUCAUUUGUAUGAGUUCAGUAGGUUGAACAUGGUCUACACACUCCUCAGCAAGCGCAAGCGGUUUGUUCAAAAUGACAAGGUUAAUGGAUGGGAUGAUCCUCGGUUUCCCACUGUUCAAGGAAUUGUGCAUAGAGGUCUCAAAGUUGAAGCAUUGGUACAGUUCGUUCUUGAGAUGGGGGCUUUGAAGAAUCUGAAUCUUAUGGAAUGGGACAAACUGUGGACGAUUAACAAGAAGAUUAUUGAUCCUGUAUGCCCUAGACAUACUGCAGUCAUUGAUGAGGGACGGGUGUUGUUGACGCUCUUUAAUGGUCCCGAGAAGCCUUUUGUGCGCAUAAUACCAAGGCAUAAGAAGUAUGCAGAUGCUGGAGAGAAGUCAGCAACAUUCACAAGGAGCAUAUGGAUAGAUCGAGCUGAUGGAGCAGAGGUCAUAUCAGUAGACGAGGAAGUCACACUGAUGGACUGGGGGAAUGCCAUUGUUAAGAAGAUUGACAAAGACCAAGAUGGAAAUAUUGUUGCUCUUGCAGGGGUUUUGCAUCUUGAAGGAUCUGUGAAGACCACCAAAUUGAAGCUGACCUGGCUGCCUGAAAUAGAUGAACUGGUGCAGCUCUCGUUGAUGGAGUUUGAUUAUCUGAUAACCAAGAAGAAGCUUGAGGAAGGUGAAGAUUUCCUUGAUGUGCUUAACCCAUGUACCGAAAAGGAGAUAGUGGCCCUUGGAGAUUCCAACAUGCGAAAUCUGAAGCGUGGAGAUGUAUUGCAACUUAAGAGGAAAGGAUACUUCAGAUGUGAUGUUCCCUACCUCCAGCCCUCAAAGCCUAUUGUUCUCUUUGCAAUCCCUGAUGGCAGGCAGCAGGUUGGGCUGAAGUGA
This is a messenger RNA of Argentina anserina (silverweed cinquefoil), 1365 nucleotides long. RefSeq names its product glutamate--tRNA ligase, cytoplasmic-like. NCBI's taxonomy places the organism in Eukaryota, Viridiplantae, Streptophyta, Magnoliopsida, Rosales, Rosaceae. Gene Ontology annotation, biological process: translation; glutamyl-tRNA aminoacylation. The record is from RefSeq and is a predicted model, not a curated record. Gene Ontology annotation, cellular component: cytoplasm; cytosol; methionyl glutamyl tRNA synthetase complex. Gene Ontology annotation, molecular function: glutamate-tRNA ligase activity; ATP binding.